Messenger RNA from Colletotrichum tamarilloi, 459 nucleotides. RefSeq lists its product as uncharacterized. Lineage: Eukaryota; Fungi; Ascomycota; Sordariomycetes; Glomerellales; Glomerellaceae. The record is from RefSeq and is a predicted model, not a curated record. The transcript is spliced from 2 exons. Bases 1 to 459 code for a protein of 152 amino acids.
AUGGCCAGACUCACGACAUCCGUGCAAACGCCAAAUAGUGGGAGGGAGGUGUGGUGUGUAGCUGCCUCCUUGGCCCAUCGCAGGUCCAUGUUCGUUGGAGUCCUCCCAUCGACCGACUUUGACGUGUCCUAUUACUGGAUAUCGUUACUAGAUCCGCCACGGGCUAGGAUGCUCUACGAAUAUGCAGGUUGGCAUGAAGAGGACGAGCAUCAACGGCCCCAACGCCAACGCCAACCACGAAGCCAGCAAGCCUUGGUCUCCAGCUUCCAGCUCCCCCCGGCCGCCGCCGCCGGCCCUCAGCUCCAUAGUAUAUCCGGUCAUGGAGGUAACAGGGCCCCGUUGGGAGAGGAGAGGGAGAGGAGAGGGAGCAAGAUGCAUGGAGAUCCGGGUGAGGCGAGGAGGAGACCUGGAAGCCGGCCCAAGAUGCAUGCACCGCGCACCGAGGCUACCUUAACCUGA